This is a messenger RNA of Trichoplusia ni (cabbage looper), 2238 nucleotides long. Its product is annotated as solute carrier family 46 member 3-like. The coding region runs from base 408 to 2210 and encodes 600 amino acids. The transcript has 8 exons. Gene Ontology annotation, cellular component: membrane. NCBI's taxonomy places the organism in Eukaryota, Metazoa, Arthropoda, Insecta, Lepidoptera, Noctuidae. Gene Ontology annotation, biological process: transmembrane transport. The record is from RefSeq and is a predicted model, not a curated record. Gene Ontology annotation, molecular function: transmembrane transporter activity.
UAUAAGCAAUGAUUGCUAUUGACGGCCAACGAUGUCUGCGACUGGCUGUGGACAUCCGCUCGUAGCCGACUUGUCGAAAUGGUUAAGAAUGUGAGCCGGUGUGAACUAACUGCAAUCACCUAACUGUUACCGCUUGUGCCGAACGCGCGCGACUAGGAGCGCUGCGCAGGAGUUCGCGCGCGAAUCGUAUAUUCAAAAAUCGAACAUUGCGUCUGAACGUUCCUAAUAGAAUCCCCAAAUAAUAUUUAAAUGCUAUUUUAGAUUUUUUAAUCAAAAGCGUUUUAAUUUAUAUUUUUUUUGGUAAAUUCUAAUAAAUGAAACUAAGGCAGCAAAUGAAGCCUAAGUGAAGUGAUGAUACAUGGUUGUGAAUAAGUUUUAAUUACAGAAAAGAUACGCGUGACGUAGUCAUGGCUGUGGAUAGCAAAAAUGCGGAGAAUAACAAAACUACUGAUAAAACUCUUAAUGUUAAUGGUGGUGACUUAAACGGAACUAAUGUAAUUAAGAAUAGUUUUAGUAAAGUUAAAGAACUCGACAAUAUGACUAAUAUAAAGUUGGAUAAAGAACAUGAAGCGAAAAUUGAGAAGAACGAAGAAGAUCCUUGGGAAGGACUAAGUCAUUUUCAAAAACUGAGACGUAUGAUCUCUCUUAUUACGGUAGAACCUAUUUUAGCUUGUUAUGUAAUGCCCUCAGUCCUGUCUGUAUUAGCAACACAAAAUCUUUACUUGGAGAAAGCGUGCCGAGUAAACCUUCAGUUUGACCACCACAUAUGUGAUGCCUUGACUCGAAGAGAAACAGCAAACUAUACGGCAGAAGAAGAAGCAGUGCAAACGCUAGUAGCAUCAGUUACUGGAUGGAAAACUGUGUUACAAUCAUUUCUACCUUGUGGAAUAUUGAUAUUUCUUGGAGCGUAUAGUGAUAGAGUCGGACAGAGGAAAGUUUGUAUGCUGCUACCAAUCGUUGGAGAAUUCUUAACGAGUAUAGGUCUGAUUGUGAAUACGUAUUUCUUCUAUGAACUACCAGUGGAAGUGGCGGCAGUUACGGAAGCAAUAUUUCCAGCCAUGACGGGUGGUUGGUUUACAAUGUUCAUGGGGGUGUUCAGUUACAUAGCGGAUAUAACGACAGAGGAACAAAGGACGUUGCGGAUAGGGAUAGUGAAUCUGUUCCACUCUGUAGGAGUGCCCGUCGGUGCAGCUCUCAGUGGGAUAUUGGUGCGAAAGAUCGGCUUAUACGGUGUGUUCUCAGUUAGUGCGACGCUGUACGUAUUAAGCUUCAUCUAUGGAUUUGUCCGCAUCAAGGAAGUGAAGAAGCAGGAUCCUUCAGUGAAACCGCCAGAAAACUGCUGUGAGCGUCUCCGAACAUUCUUCGACACCCGAUAUGUGAAGGAGACGCUGAUGGUGGCUUUCAAACGAGGUCCGAACAACAGGCGACUUCGAGUUAUCAUGUUGGUGGUCGUCAUGUGUGUUAUCAUUGGACCUAUUUAUGGUGAAAUGUCAGUGCUGUACCUCUUCACGAGGUACCGGUUCAACUGGAAUGAAGUGGAUUUCAGCAUGUUCUCUACUUACGCCAUGUGUACUUCAUUAGUAGGCACUUUAUUCUCGGUGGGAGUGUUCAGCCACCUGUUGAAGUUCGACGACGCCAUCAUCGGUGUCAUAUCAUGCACCAGCAAAAUAUUAGCCGGUUUUAUGUAUGCCUUCUCUACGAAGACAUGGCAAAUAUACAUAGCUCCACUGAUUGAAAUAUUUAAUGGAACUUCGUUCAUCGCGAUGAGGUCAAUGGUCUCCAAAUUGGUGGACAGACAUGAGUUAGGUAAAGUCAAUUCUUUCUUCGGCGUGGCUGAAGCAAUGAUGCCAUUAAUUUACGCACCCAUGUAUACGACAUUGUAUACUGCUACUAUCAAGACCUUCCCUGGAGCCUUCUUCCUUCUCGGUGGAGGACUGACCAUGCCCGCUGUUGUUAUAUUCUUGUGGUUAUACCUUGCCAACAAAAAGCACAUUCAAGCAAAUUUAGAAAAGGAGGCUGAACUCAAAGCAAAAGAAGCCUCAGAAAAAACUGGUAUUGAAAAUGUAGCUUAUGAGACUGACGAAACGGAGAAGAAACCUCAAAAACAAAACACAACGGAAGACAAUAAUAUAAACGAUAGUGUUACACAGUCGCAAAUCGAAAUGGGAUUCAUAGAAAGCAUGGUAAACAAUAGUAAGGUACAACACUAGAAUAUUAAUGUAAAUAUUUUAAUGGGAA